Serinus canaria (Common canary) is the source of this 1935-nucleotide messenger RNA. RefSeq names its product COP9 signalosome subunit 8 (gene COPS8). The coding region runs from base 52 to 675 and encodes 207 amino acids. NCBI's taxonomy places the organism in Eukaryota, Metazoa, Chordata, Aves, Passeriformes, Fringillidae. The record is from RefSeq and is a predicted model, not a curated record. The transcript is spliced from 8 exons. Gene Ontology annotation, biological process: protein deneddylation; COP9 signalosome assembly. Gene Ontology annotation, cellular component: COP9 signalosome.
GGCGCGGGCGCCUGCAGCGGGCGGGCGGGCGGGCGGCGCCGUGAGGGGAAGAUGCCGGUGGCGGUGAUGGCCGAGAGCUCCGUGAGCUUCAGGCGGCUCCUGGAGCAGUGCGAGACGCAGGAGCUGGAGGCCCCUGGAGGAAUUGCCACACCCCUGGUUUAUGGCCAGCUGCUGGCUCUGUACCUGUUGCACAACGACAUGAAUAAUGCACGUUAUCUCUGGAAAAGAAUCCCUCCUGCUAUCAAAUCUGCAAAUGCUGAACUUGGUGCAGUUUGGUCAGUGGGACAAAGAAUCUGGCAGAGGGACUUCCCAGGGAUCUACACAGCAAUCAGUGCACAUCAGUGGUCUGAGACUGUCCAGCCAAUCAUGGAAGCACUCAGAGAUGCAACCAGGAGACGAGCCUUUGGACUGGUUUCCCAGGCUUACACAUCCAUAGUUGCAGAUGAUUUUGCAGCCUUUGUUGGCCUUCCUGUAGAAGAAGCUGUGAAAGGUGUGCUAGAUCAGGGCUGGCAAGCAGACUUUGCAACUCGCAUGGUGAUGCCUAAAAAGCCAGGUGUGCUGGAAGCUUCCUUUAACAGAUUUAUUCCUUCAUCAGAACCUGCUCCGGUCCCACCAAUUCCCAACGAACAGCAGUUGGCCAGAUUGACUGACUAUGUGGCUUUCCUGGAAAACUGAUCACCCUGCUCCUGUGUUCAGAAUAACUUGGGAAUCCUGUGUACUGACAGUUUUAGAUCUAAGAUUUAUUUUAUUCUGUUUUAUUCUGUUAAACAUUGCAGCGUCCCCCACUCAGAAGUGUCAAGUAUCCAGUGUGUGUCAGCCCCACUCCUGUUUUGCCAAAGCCCAGCUAGCAGUGAAACAAUCCUUUAACUCCUGCAAUAUUUAUUCAGUAGGUACACAGAAUACACAGCAGUAUUACAUAGUACUUUUUUUUUUAAUUGACUCAAAGCAGAACCUUUUUCAGAUGUGUUAGAAAUGGAGAAGAAAUAAUUCUCUGGUGAGUACUGCAGUGCUUAUCACAGAUCUACUGCAUGUUGAACUAGAGGACAGAGAGUGGAAGGCUGCCCAGCCUGUAUGUACAAAGAAAAAAAUAUUUUGAUGAAAGUGAAAGAAAACAAUUUUGCAGUAAUUCUCUUGCAAAUAUUUUUGUGGCAUAUUUAUAAUUGAUUUUUUUUUCUUGUUCUUUCUAGAUUGUUAAAUCUACUUCGUGUUCUGAUGUGAGAAAUUUCACAUCAGGCAUGUUUUUACAGCAGAAUAAUUGUUUAACAAAGACAAAUCUAUGCUUUGAGGAAGUAUUUUGACUUUUUGAAGGUUUUAUUUGAGUGAUGUAGGACACCAGAUGUUUUCCUGGGUAACCCUACACCUUGAAACCUGUCAUGUCUUGCUCCCUUUCAGUACGCUGGGCCAGGAUCUGCAAGAAAUAACAAUUCUUACCUGUCUUUAAGCUUUCUGGGUUACUUUUGCAGUGAUUGGAGAGGAGUUUCAAGGUUAGAGUAGGAGCAGAGCCCAGCAGAGAGAGGGGUGAUGCAUUGUGCUGUGUCAGUCUUUGAGCUGAGAGUGGAUUUUGGAAGCAAACAUGAAUUCUCUUGCUGUUUGUGUCGCGUUGGUGAAAAGGCUGCGGAGAAAGAGUGGUGCUUUAAAGGGCAGUGCAUGUCUCCAUUUAUUUCUCUCCCCUUUCUGAAAUCCUAUCCAGAGGUUCCAUGGAAGCUGGCGAGUGUGCCCUUGGGUUGUGAUUGUUUUUCCAGUGUGCACUGCCUACUGUACAUUCUCUUGGUGAGGGGGUGUUAGCAGGGAGGAAUUACAAACUGUGCUCUUGCUGCCUUGAGAGCUCACUUGAUUUGUAAACACUUUCUCAAAAUGAUUAUUUAUUUGAAACCCACCUAAGACUUGGAUUGCUAAAUUUUUCUUCAGUGAUAUUAAAGAACAUGUUUACACUGA